Messenger RNA from Hydatigera taeniaeformis, 606 nucleotides. NCBI's taxonomy places the organism in Eukaryota, Metazoa, Platyhelminthes, Cestoda, Cyclophyllidea, Taeniidae. The record is from the annotation of a GenBank genome assembly.
AUGGAGGAGUAUGCUAGGGAACCUUGUCCUUUUCGAAUAAUUAGUGAUUGCGGCGCAGCCUUUGCAAUGGGAACCAUAGGUGGUGGGAUAAUUCAUGCUUACAAAGGUUAUCGAAACUCUCCAUCGGGAAGGUUUCGCAAGCUCUCUUCCGCAAUAGCUCAGAGUCGCAUGAAAGCACCUUUGCUUGGUGGUGCUUUUGCGGUAUGGGGUGGUAUGUUCACUGCCGUAGAUUGUACUUUGGUGUUUGUGCGCAAAAAGGAGAAUCCUUGGAAUUCGAUCGCCAGUGGUGCUAUCACAGGAGCUGCGCUUGCUGUUCGUCAUGGACCCACUGCAAUGGCCGGUCAAGCUGUCAUUGGUGGGAUAAUUCUCGCUAUCAUCGAGGGCCUUGGAAUCAUGAUGAGUCGUUUUGCCCCAAUGCUCAUGCAACAACCAGAAACUCCGGUCGAGCAGCCCCCACUCUCGGAAGGAGGCAGAGGCGGAGGCUUUCUGAGCAGCCUCUUUUCAGGCAGCACUGGUGCUUCUGAGACGAACAUCAAUCAGUCUACAGUGCCCGCUCCAUCGUGCGACAGUCAGCCUUCAACUAGCGGGCGAUUCAUGUUUCAGUAG